GGCAACCAAACUUGCCGUCGAUCUCCUGUUUCCCAAUUUAAAUAGCCAAACUCCAUUUCGCUGCCCAAAAUUUUCAAACACCAAACCCCCAAAUCGAUACCGUCAUAGCAGCUAUACUCGCCUAGCUACCACCACCGCAACCAUCUCUCCGCCUCCGGCCAUUGCCGAACUGCAAAUGGCGAGGCUGCAGGAGGAGAGGGCGGCGGAGGAGAUGCAGAUGAGGGAGGCGGCGAAGGGGUGGUGGGUGAUCCUCGUCUCCGUCCCGCACGUUGCCCACGACGAGUUCCACUUUCCUCCGGGCACCGAGCUCCGGUUAAACUUCGGCGCCCCUCCGUUCGCCUCCCGCAUCACCGUGCCCCGCCGCAUCGCCCCGGACCGCAAGGCCAUCGACAACUACCCCUACCUCGCCGCCGCCGACGAACGCCACGGCCGCCUCCUCCUCUACGCCACCCAGGGACCCGACCCGGAGCCGCGCCCCGCCCUCGACGCGUUCUACCUCAGGCCGCUCGGCGUGCACCACGGCUUCGCCAAGGCCUACUUCAUCUGCGACACGACCACCCGCGAGGCCAGCCGCCUCCCUGACCCCGACCACCCGUUCGCCAUCCUCUAUCCAGGCAACGUCGGCCUCCUCUGCUACUCCAUCAGCUUCUACGUCGCCGAGCUCCAGCCCGCUCCCGCGUCCGGCACCGCCACCCUCCUCCUGUACCGCUCCGAUUCCGACGCCUGGGUCGACGAGGAGCUCAGCUACCCGCCGCACGACCGGCCGUGGGGCGGCAACGGCAUGGUCUCACACCAGGACAGGCUCUGGUGGGUGGACCUCUCCUAUGGCCUCCUCACCUGCGACGUCGUCUACGGCGACGACCCCCCGGACCUGCACUACGUACCGCUCCCGCAGGACAGCGAGCUGCCCGCCGGCACGCCGGACCUCGAGAAGCGCCGCUGCGUCGGGGUGAGCGCCGGCCGUCUGCGGUACGUGCAGAUCGACGACGAGCCCGACGGCGACCCGAUCGUCAGGAUGUGGACGCUGCUCGAUGAAGAUGCCGGGGAGUGGGGCUUCGACUGCGCGGCGAGCUUCGUGGCGAUCUGGGACGACGAGGCCUACAAGGCGACCAAGCUGCCGCGGCAGGUCCCCGCGGUGGCGCUCAUCCACCCCACGGGCCCCGGCGACGUGGUCUACUUCUUCCUGCGCUCCCGGAUCUUCGCCGUGGACGUGCGCGCGCGCAGGCUCCUCGAGUGGCGGUUCUUCGAGAUGCUCCACCCGCCGAUGCGCUACCAUUCGUCCCAGUUCGUCCGUGCCUGGAACCUGCCAACUUUGUUCCAGUGAGAUUUUGGUAUGCAUUUAGACUUUUAGUAACUGCAUAACCUUGCCUGAUGUUGGUGUGGAUGCUAACAGUGUGGCAGUCAGUGAGCAAUGUUGAUUUUGUACUGAUAAUGAGUUGCCAUGUUUUAACCUGACAAGAUAGCAUGCAUACCAAAAUCCUUGUUCAUUAGUAGUAGUGCAGCACUACUAAUUGUAAUCUGUGGUACAAGUAUACUACUUCAUGCAUCAUGGGAUUACUCCA
This is a messenger RNA of Oryza sativa Japonica Group (Japanese rice), 1562 nucleotides long. RefSeq lists its product as uncharacterized. Lineage: Eukaryota; Viridiplantae; Streptophyta; Magnoliopsida; Poales; Poaceae. The record is from RefSeq and is a predicted model, not a curated record.